AUGAACGAUAAAAAGCAAAAUAAUGAUGAUUUUCAUUCGAUUAAUGUUGAAAUAACUCCAACAUCAACUGAUCAAUCAAGAAUAUCAUUUAUAAAUAUUCUAAAAAGAAAAAAAUUCUUAUGGAUUACAAUCGGUGUUGUUGUUACUCUAAUUAUAUUAUCAAUAAGUAUUUCAUUACCUAUCGUAUUGAAAAAAAAGAAAAAUGUAUCAGAAAUAACGACAACAACUACAACGAUAACAACAACAACGAUAACAACAGCAACGAUAACAACAGCAAGAACAACAACAACAACAACAGAAGAGUUAUCAGUUACUUCGAUGUCAAAUAAUAAUUAUCUUCAAUGGAAAUUAAAUUUUUCUAUUGUUACCGCACAUGGGCAUGGAGACGACUUAUAUCAAGUUAGUCGAGUUCAAGGAAUCUAUAUUGAUGAUGAUAAUCGAACGAUUUAUAUUACUCGACAUAAUAGUGAUCGAGUUGUUGGAUGGAAAUUCGGUGAAAAAAGUGGUGAAACCGUUGCUGGUGGAAAUGGACCAGGAGAUGAUUUAAAUCAAUUGAAAGAUCCAUCAGAUGUAACUGUUGAUAAAAUAAAUGAUUUACUUAUUAUUUGUGAUAAAGGAAACGAACGUGUAGUACAAUGGUCUCGUCGAAAUCGAACAGACCCAGAAAUAAUUAUCCCUAAAAUUAAAUGUAACGGUGUAACAAUCGAUAAUAAUGGAGAUAUUUAUGCUUCAGAAGGAAAAACACAUAGUGUUAUACGAUUAAAACAAGGAGAAACAAAGGUAACAACUGUAGCCGGUGGAAACGGGCCUGGAUAUAAUCUAAAUCAACUAAAUAACCCUGCUUAUAUUUUUGUUGAUGACCAAUAUUCGAUUUAUGUAUGUGGUUAUACAUCUGGUCGUGUCACAAAAUGGAUAAAAAAUGCAAAAGAAGGAAUUAUUGUUGCUAAGGGGAGAAUUCCAGAUACGAAUCAACUAAUGUAUGAUUAUCCGUUCGGAAUGGCUGUCGAUCAUUUUGGUAAUGUAUAUGUGUCAGAAGUUAACCGAGAUCGAAUAGUGCGCUGGUCAGAAAAGUCUACGGAAGAUUACAUUGUUAUGAAUGGAGGAAGUCAGGAACGACCACCAUAUUUGUUCGCUGCAGUCGGCGCUAUAUCAUUAGAUCGAGAAGGUAAUCUAUAUGUCGUUGAUAAUUUCCGUCAUCGAAUACAGAAGUUUGAUGUUGAUGUUAAUUGA
This is a messenger RNA of Adineta steineri, 1230 nucleotides long. The record is from the annotation of a GenBank genome assembly. NCBI's taxonomy places the organism in Eukaryota, Metazoa, Rotifera, Eurotatoria, Adinetida, Adinetidae.